AGAGAAGUUCCUUCCACAGCCAAAGUGCCCCGUAGAGGUGUUUUCCUAAACACUGUGCUCUUUAAGUUACUCACUUCCCUUUCAGUCCUUGCACGCAGGGGAACAAGGUCGUGAGGAAAGGAGCACGAGGUGUGCUGCCUCCAUUUCUUCUGCCUUCGGUUUGUGAGCUUUUCGCAGGGCUUCCAACAGCGCUAUGUUGGGACAAAGCAUCCGGAGGUUCACAACCUCUGUGGUCCGUAGGAGCCACUGUGAGGAGGGUCCAGGGAAGAAUUUACCAUUUUCAGUGGAAAACAAGUGGCGGUUACUAGCUGUGAUGACUUUGUACUUUGGGUCUGGAUUUGCUGCACCUUUCUAUAUAGUAAGACACCAACUGCUUAAAAAAUAAUCCAUGAGACAGAUACAAAGAGGAGCAUUUAAAG
Molecule: messenger RNA, 419 nt
Organism: Orcinus orca (killer whale)
Lineage: Eukaryota; Metazoa; Chordata; Mammalia; Artiodactyla; Delphinidae
Product: cytochrome c oxidase subunit 7C, mitochondrial-like
Exons: 1
Coding region: 194-385 (63 amino acids)
Biological process (GO): mitochondrial electron transport, cytochrome c to oxygen
Source: RefSeq, a predicted model, not a curated record